UGAUGCUUCAUCCCCUGGGGACGCCUCAUCGCCUCGUGACGCCUCAUUACCUCGUGACGCUUCAUCGCUUGGUGACGCUUCAUCGCCUAAUGAUGCCUUAUCACCCAGCGGGGGCUCAUCACCUAAUAAUUAUUUGCCUCCUGACAAGAAUAUAGCUGGUGCUAACGCAACACAAGAGGUCAAUGUCACCGUAAGUAAAUCUUCAACCAGGAAAAAAAAGAAAGAUGUUGUUGUGAUUGCCGGUGAUUCUUUAGUAAAGAAUAUGGUCGGAGCAUAUAUGAGUAAAGAUGAUGUUGGUCAUCACUACGUUGUGAAAGCGUUCCCGGGUGCAACC
This is a messenger RNA of Paramuricea clavata, 334 nucleotides long. NCBI's taxonomy places the organism in Eukaryota, Metazoa, Cnidaria, Anthozoa, Malacalcyonacea, Plexauridae. The record is from the annotation of a GenBank genome assembly.